Molecule: messenger RNA, 4369 nt
Organism: Trematomus bernacchii (emerald rockcod)
Lineage: Eukaryota; Metazoa; Chordata; Actinopteri; Perciformes; Nototheniidae
Gene: pkp4
Product: plakophilin 4
Exons: 22
Coding region: 66-3662 (1198 amino acids)
Biological process (GO): cell-cell adhesion; cell-cell junction assembly
Cellular component (GO): cytoplasm; plasma membrane; nucleus
Molecular function (GO): cadherin binding
Source: RefSeq, a predicted model, not a curated record
CUCCAAUCUCAUGGCGGCUGAGAACUCUAGGAUAAACAGAGAGAAAUCUUUGUGGACCAGAUAUAAUGGGGAAUUUCAAAGGAGGAAUGCCAGCUCCUGAGCAGAGCCCAGUGACGGAGGAGGGGCUUCUGCUGACCAUCCGCGACAGUUCAACUGGCCGCAACAUGGAGCCUGACAACACCGCCAACAACAUCCUGGCCUCCGUCAAAGAACAGGAGCUCCAGUUUGAGCGGCUUACAAGGGAGCUGGAAGUGGAGAGGCAGAUUGUGGCCAAUCAGCUGGAAAGAUGCAGACUUGGGGCUGAGUCGCCAGGCGCUAGUAGCAGCAGCUCGUCUGAGAAGUCCCUGCCUUGGAGAGCUGCAGAUGCCUCCGCCUCGGGCGACACCAAGUCUCGGUUGACUGACAGCUCCCAGUCGCCUAGCUACCGCAUCAGGACUGAGUCAGAGCAGGUGUCUCUGUACUCCCCGGAGCAGUCCUCCCUCCAUGAAAGUGAGGGGUCCACAGGGAAUUCGCGCAGCUCUACUCAGAUGAACUCGUACUCGGACAGCGGCUACCAAGAGGCCAGCAGCGGCUACCUCCACAGCCAGAACAUGGGCAAGGCUGAGCUGAGGAUGCAGCACUCCUUCCCUGGCGCUGGCACCCUGGGGAGAAGCAGCAGAGCAGAGGGCCAGGCUUCAACCCAGGCUCCAGCAGUCACAUCAGCAGUGCCUGGGCGGGCGAUGCGGAGGGUGAGCUCGGUGCCUUCUCGCUCUCACUCGCCAGCCUACGCCACCAGUAUGUCCCCCUCCCGCGGCUCCCUGCGCACCUCAGUCGGCAGCGGCUACGGCUCCCCCAUCGUAACUGAACCCAAACCCCUCUCCAGCAUCUUCUCCACAACCUUGCCCUCUGCCCAGCGCAGCAGUAACACCAGCGCCGGUGGCAACAACUCGCCCUACUCCACGCAGAAGAACUCCCCCGCCGCCCUGCGACGCGUGGGCUCCACAAACUCUCGAUCGGGCAGCGCCAGCCGCACGACCUCGCCCUAUCAGGCCUCCGCGGGGUCAUCGUCAGGACGCAUGGGCUCGCCUCUGACGAUGGUGGAGGGCGUCAACCCUCCACUGACCAAGCAGCCGACUCACUCAUCGUCUCCAGUCAGGGCCACCAUGACCGCCGUGCCCCAGCACUACAGCUCCACGCUGCCCCGCUCCAUGCUCCACAGCACAGACCCCUACGGACCCCAGAGCUACGACAUUUACGAGAGGAUGACGCGACCUGAAAGCCUCACAGGAAUGCGAAGCUCCUACGCCAGUCAACACAGCCAGCUGGGCCAGGACUUAAGGCCGGCCAUGUCUCCAGACCGCCACAUCGCACCCAUCUACGAGGAUCGGACGUUCCAGGGCCCGUUGUACCGCAGCCCGAGCCAGUCCCAGCCGGGCACGCUCUACAGGAGCUCCUCAGGUGUGGGGAGUCUCCAGCGCACACCCAGCCAGCGCGGUACGAUGAUCUACCAAAGAAACAACUAUGCUCUGAACACAGCAGCCACCUAUGCUGAUCCGUAUCGCUCAGCGCAGUACCGGCCGUCCGAUCAAAACUACACCCGCCAGGCUGUUGUCAUGGACGACGGUGCAACUCGCUCACCCUCCAUAGACAGCAUUCAGAAGGAUCCCAGGGAGUUUGCUUGGCGGGACCCAGAGCUGUUGGAGGUGAUUCAGAUGCUGCAGCACCACUUCCCCUCGGUGCAGGCCAACGCAGCCGCCUACCUGCAGCACCUGUGCUUUGGGGAUAAUCGGAUUAAGACUGAGGUGUGUCGACUGGGAGGGAUUAAACAUCUGGUGGACUUACUGGACCACAAGGUCAUAGACGUCCAGAAGAACUCUUGUGGAGCAGUGAGGAACCUGGUCUACGGGAAAGCCAUGGACGAGAACAAGGUCGCUGUGAGGAACGCAGGAGGCGUCCCCGCUCUGCUGCGCCUGCUGAGGAAGACUGUGGAUGCAGAAGUGCGGGAGCUUGUCACAGGGGUGCUGUGGAACCUGUCGUCAUGCGACACUGUCAAGAUGACAAUCAUCCGGGACGCCUUAAUGACUCUGACCAACACUGUGAUCAUCCCUCACUCUGGAUGGAGCAGCUCCACCUUCGAUGACGACCAUAAGUUGAAGUUCCACUCCUCACUGGUGCUGAGGAACACCACAGGCUGUCUGAGGAACCUGAGUUCAGCUGGUGAGGAGGCGAGAAAACAGAUGCGAGUUUGUGAGGGCCUAGUUGACUCACUGCUCUACGUCAUCAAAGCCUGUGUGAACACCUCUGACUUCGACAGCAAGAUUGUGGAGAACUGCAUUUGCACUCUGAGGAACCUGUCGUAUCGUCUGGAGCUGGAGCUGCCCCCGUCCCGAAUCAUUGAAGGGCAGGAGCUUGACGGCUUACUGGGCAGCGAGACGCCCAGUAAAGAAGUGGAUUCCAGCUGCUGGGGCAGGAAGAAGAAGAAGAAAAAAAAGGGCUCACCGGAAGACACAUGGGACGGUGUGGGACCCAUCCCCGGCUUCUCCAAGUCUCCCAAGGGUGCAGAGAUGCUGUGGCACCCUGCGGUGGUUAAGCCUUACCUGACACUGCUGGCUGAGAGUUCAAAUCCCGCCACGCUGGAGGGCGCCGCUGGAUCCCUUCAGAACCUGUCAGCCGGCAACUGGAAGUUUGCAGCAUACAUCCGUGCAGCAGUGCGUAAGGAGAAGGGACUGCCCAUCCUGGUGGAACUGCUGCGGAUGGAUAACGACAGGGUGGUGUGUUCUGUUGCCACUGCUCUCAGAAACAUGGCGCUAGACGUCAGGAACAAGGAGCUCAUAGGGAAGUACGCGAUGAGGGACCUGGUCAACCGGCUCCCCGGGGGGAACACCACCCUGCUGUCGGACGAGACGGUGGCGGCCAUCUGUUGCACCCUGCACGAGGUCACCAGCAAAAACAUGGAGAACGCCAAGGCCCUCGCCGACACGGGCGGCAUCGAGAAGCUGGUCAACAUCACCAAGGGCAGAGGAGACAGGUUCUCUAUGAAGGUGGUUAAAGCCUCUGCUCAGGUGCUGAACACACUGUGGCUGUACCGGGAUCUGCGUACCAUCUAUAAGAAGGAUGGAUGGAACCAAAACCAUUUCCUCACUCCUGUGUCAACACUUGAAAGAGACCGGUUCAAAUCCCAGCCCACCCUCCCCACCAGCAACAUUCAGAUGUCCCCAGUCAACCACCAUGCUGCCAGUGCCACGUCGUCUCCUGCCAUACUGGGCAUCAAAGAGCAUAGAGACACCAUCAGAGAUUACCCGAGAUCACAAUCGACUAUGCAAUUUUAUAACCACCAAGGGGACAACAGUAUCCAUAAAAAACAGUAUACAGGGUCUGGAAAGCCUUCUCCAUAUUACUACCCAUCCCCCACAAGAGAGGAGCCCAGGAGAACACAGCCUGUGUAUUAUACAGAGGAGCCAGGAAGGAGGAACUACGAUACGUACAGGAUGUACCUGCAGCAUCCACACGGCUUCGAAGACCCGUACUUAGAGGAGGUGAUCACCUACCCGCCCACAGCGGACUACAGCUCCCAGCCUCACGGACUCAAAUCCAACACCAACUAUGUGGACUUUUACGCCAGCACACGGAGGCCUUCCUACAGGGCGGAGCAGUACCCGGGCUCUCCUGACUCCUGGGUAUAGGUCCGGAGACAAGAAACAAACAAACUUUUUCAUGAACUUGGCUAUAAGUGUGUUUUUAAUAAAGUGAAUGCGUGCCUGCGGCGGGUGAGUUCAACUGAGCGAUGGCUGAUGGAAAAAUGGAAUGUGUGCCAAAGAAGGAAAUCAAGGAAUGUUUUUUUAAAUUAUUUUUUAUUUAGAAGAAGGAAGAUGAAAUCUGUUGAGGGGCGAUACUCUACACCACAGCGAGGAAGACGUGCGUCCUGCUCUGUCUAGAUGUUAGUUUUAUUUUCUUUAUGAAAAUCUUAGCUGUGAGAGCAUGGAGAAAGGUGUGUCAUGUGAGCGAGGGUAUGCGGUAAGAGUCAAGAUGGGGAAUGUGUAUGUGCUGAAGCCAAAAUGGAUCAUGAACUCAUAUCUGUUAACGAAACAAAAAAAACAAAUACAAUGAAGUUAUGAUGUUAGACUGUACAGAGGGAUCAAAUUGUAUCUGUACUUAAUGUUGAAGCUGUGUAAUGCCAUGGAGUCUUGUACAUUUCUUUCAUUUUAUUGUAAAUACAGAAAAAAACAUGUUACCUGGUUUACAUUCAUCAGCACUGGUUUAAAAAAAAGAAUCUUGUGCCAUGUUAAAUCUCUACAGAUAUAUAAAUAUAUGGAAAAAAAAAAUGUGUGGACAAAGAUCUUCCAUAACACAACCAUGCUAAAAUAAUAAAAAAGGUCAGUUUUGUUUUUUA